CCGAUCCCUUAUUUUCCCAUCGGUGCCUGAACUUAUGCGCUCCUCAAGCGCCAAAAGCAACAAAUUGAGUCAUAUUUUAAAUUUCUCUCUAGCUGGCUUCGAAGGAGGAGCACGCAAAAAGCUCUAACACACACAUAGAUGGCGGCCUCAUCGCCGGCCCUAACCAACAACGCUAGCACCAGCUCGGCGCUCCGCACGGACACGCCGCCGAAGACCCUUCGCGGGCUUAACAAGCCCAAGUGUCAGAUAUGCGGCAAUGUUGCUCGCUCCAGGUGUCCAUUCAAGUCAUGCAAGAGUUGCUGUUCAAGAGAUCAAAAUCCUUGUCCUAUUCACGUUUUGAAAGCCAAUGCAACUGUUCCAGACAAGACGCCCAGUUCAAGCACUCCUAUGUUUGACCAGCAGGCAACUGAGGCAUCUCCCUCAGGAUCUACACUAAGAGUUGCAUCACUUCGGCAACUUUCCAACAAUUUUGCCCAGUUCAAUAAUGUGCAAAUUCCACUCCGUUCGAGAAAGCCGUUGACUAGAAAGGAUGCUGCUGCAAUAAAUGAUUGGAGAUUUUCCAAGUUCAAGGAAUACAAGGACAGAAACAUUGAAGUGGAGAAUGAGGCUUUUGACCGAUACAUGCAGAAUAUCGGUUUACUAGAAGAAGUAUUUUCUGUGAAAUCUAUUCUUGAAGAUUCCAUUGAGAAUGAGUCCUCUGUAUCAAACCCUAACCCUACUUCUAUGGAGAACAACCCGGAGAUGAUGGUCUCAGGACUGAAGUUGCAGCUACGAUCAAACUCGAUAAGAACAGAUAACUUCAGACGGAGGAUACAACAAAUUGUUGAUCAGGGAUUAAAGAAGCUUCAGGAGCCUGAGUUGGAUGAUGGAGUUAAUGAUCUAAGUGACCAAGAUGAACCUAAAGAAGGACCAAAAAAGGCUAAAAGUUGGAAGACUCAGAGGGCUUUGGCUAUAAGUGAUCUCAUUGAUAAGCUGAACAAAGCCCGGAAUGAGGAGGACCUGAGAUCUUGCUUGGACAUGAAAUUCCAGCUCUUUAAUCGGGACACAUCUAAUCAAACAGAAAUUGAAGAUGCUGAUCCAAAGGAUCAGAUUCCUCAAAUUCAUUCUGAACCCAGCAAAGAAUUGCAAUAUUCUUCGAAAAAAUUGAUUAGCAAUACAGAAAUUGAUCAAGAGACUCUCAACAGGAUUGAUGACCAUUUCUCUUCUCUUGAACAGAUAGAAGAUUUAUGAUCUGUGGGGGUGAAUUUUCAACUGGGGACAGACUUAGGUUAGCUUAUCUAGAGGAUUAAAUGUCUCAAGGUGAUUAUGAAAUAAUGUAGUAUGAUGUGUAAUAUAGUGACUUGUAAUUUUCUAAUUUUCUUCCUCCAUUCCCUCUAAUGCAAAUCUCUUUAUGGGUUUUCUUUGGUGCAAA
Messenger RNA from Alnus glutinosa, 1411 nucleotides. RefSeq lists its product as uncharacterized. The transcript is spliced from 5 exons. The record is from RefSeq and is a predicted model, not a curated record. The coding region runs from base 139 to 1230 and encodes 363 amino acids. NCBI's taxonomy places the organism in Eukaryota, Viridiplantae, Streptophyta, Magnoliopsida, Fagales, Betulaceae.